UUAAGUGGGUGUCCGAGACUCAGAGUUUUCAUCGCGAGAACUCGCGGACUUUGUCUUCCGUGUGGUCGCCUAGCUCGCCAGCGGGCUCUUGGACGCCUGCGCGCGUGGCGGUAGUAAUGCCUCCUGGGCCUGUAACGCGCUGGCUGCUGUGGGGUGUCCGGGGGUCUGCUUCUGCCCUCGCGCGCCACGGCUUCCCCGAGCUCCUGCUGGAGAAGAGAUGCACAGCUGCCUUCUCCUUGGGCCGUGGGCGUCCUCGUGGCCCCACUGCAACGGCGGACCACAAAGGAGACACCGGCGUGGAGGAGCGAUUUCUGUUCCCGGAGUACGUCUGGGAGCCGGAGCCGGAGCCCGCGCCCACCCCUGAGGAGGUGCUGGAGCUGGUGCAGCGACAGCAGGAGGAAGAGCGGCUGCGGCGACAGCGGCGGGAGGAGCGGCUUCAGCAGAGGCUACGGGAUGGAGUCCGCGCGCCCCGGCCCGCGGAGGUCCGGGACCCGCGGGUGCCGCCCAGCGACCUUCACUGCUCAGGCUGCGGGGCCGAGCUGCAGUGCCAGGACCCCCACGAGCCCGGCUACCUGCCCGGCGAGAAGCUGCUCGGCGCGGCUCCGGAGGACGGCGGCCCGGCCCUGGUGUGCCAGCGCUGCUGGCUGCUGCGGCACCACCGGCGCGCGCUGCGCCUGCAGGUGACCCGCGAGCAGUACCUGGAGCUGGUGAGCGCCGCGCUGCGGAGGCCGGGCCGGGCCCUGGUGCUGUACAUGGUGGACCUCCUUGACCUGCCCGACCCUCUGCUGCCCGAGCUGCCCGCGCUCGUGGGCCCCAAGCAGCUCAUCGUGCUGGGGAACAAAGUGGACCUGCUGCCCCAGGACGCGCCCGGCUACCUGCGGCGGCUCCGGGACCGGCUGUGGGACGACUGCGUCCGCGCGGGGCUCCUGCCAGCCCCUGGUCACCAGGGGCCACAGCACGCCGACGGGGACGAGAAGAACGGGAAUGCCCCGGCCAGGUCCCGCACGGUGGUCAAGGACGUGCGUCUGAUAAGCGCAAAGACUGGCUACGGAAUCGAAGAACUGAUAUCUGCGCUUCAGCGAGCGUGGCGCUACCGUGGCGACGUCUACCUGGUAGGCGCCACCAACGCCGGCAAGUCCACCCUCUUCAACACGCUCCUGGAGUCCGAUUACUGCACCGCCAAGGGCUCCGAGGCCAUAGACAGGGCCACCAUCUCGCCUUGGCCAGGUACUACCUUAAACCUGCUGAAGUUUCCAAUUUGCAACCCAACUCCUUACAGGAUGUUUGAAAGGCAAAAAAGACUGAAAAACGAUGCAAGUAAAUCAGAGGAAGAUCUUAACAAGCAAGAACAAAAUCAGCUGAAUAUCUUGAAAAAGCAUGGUUAUGUAGUAGGAAGAGUUGGAAGAACAUUUGCGUACUCAGAAGAACGGAAGAAUGAAUUUGAGUUUGAUGCUGACUCUCUGGCCUUUGACAUGGGAAAUGAGCCUGUUGAGAUUAUGGAGAGACCCACCAAGCGAGUAGAGUUGACCCCACAAGAUGUAAAAGAUGCUCACUGGUUUUAUGACACUCCAGGAAUUAUGAAAGAAAAUUGUAUUUUAAAUCUUCUAACAGAUAAAGAAGUAAAUAAUGUUUUGCCAACACAUUCCAUUGUUCCAAGAACCUUUGUGCUUAAACCAAGAAUGGUUCUAUUCCUGGGUGCCAUAGGACGCAUCGAUUUUUUGCAGGGAAAGCAGUCCGCUUGGUUUACAGUUGUGGCUUCCAGCUUCCUCCCUGUGCAUAUCACUUCCUUGGACAAAGCAGAUGCUGUGUAUCAGAAGCACGCAGGUCACGCGCUGCUCCAGGUUCCAAUGGGUGGAGCAGAGCGAAUGGCAGACUUUCCUCCUCUUGUUGCUAAAGACAUCACGUUAAAAGAAGGGCUUGGGCCAUCUGAAGCAGUGGCUGACAUAAAGUUUUCCUCUGCUGGUUGGGUCGCAGUGACGCCUCAUCUCCAGGAUAGACUGUGUCUCCGAGUCUACGUACCCCAGGGAACAGUGCUGACCAUACGGCCUCCUCUCUUGCCAUAUAUCGUUAGCAUCAAAGGAGAACGCAUCCGGAAAAGCGUGGCCUACAAGACCAGGAAGCCUCCUUCGCUUGUGUACAAUGUGCAGAAGAAGAAAAACGGAUAAAUAUGUGAGCCGGCCCUGGGUCACACUGGAUAUAAACUGUGUCAGACUUUGUAGCGCAUAUAGCUAGAAUAAAGUCCUCCCACUCUUUUUAAAGAGUUUAACAUUGACUUUUUAAAAACUAUUCAGGACUGUGCCUUUUGAUAAUGUGCCAGAUUUGAGCCAGGAAACCCUGAUGGACCAGUUUUAAGACAGAAUAUCUUGGUCAGGGGCCAGGGGUCUUCACCAGAAUGGGCAGAAGCCCUGAACUGGCUCAAACCCCAGAUAUAUUGAAGAACAGCGAAGGCAGAGUUCUGCUGAGCACACAUGUCUGCUUUAGGUAGCAAGGCAGGCAGAGCGAGGUGUGGUGACAGGUUGGCUGAAGAAUUGACUUUUCUCUGAUUGUCCCCUCAGGAUCUUCUUUAUUUUCCCCACAAGGCCCGUCUCUGCCAGAACUGGCAAACACCUCCAUCUUCAAGGUAUUUCUAUUCCUCAGUUAGUAGCCUUCCACCUCCCGAGUCAGCCCGAGCAGACAUCAACCCACUGGGUGUCACGACGAACAUCACAACAAUGAAUUGAGUUUGUAAAUAUUGUUUUUUGUAAGGCAUGUAUAUGUGACUUGAAUGCACAUUAAAAAUACUAUCUUCUAACCUUCACUACUGUCAGGCAUAGUGGCACACACCUGUAAUCCUAGUGUUCAGAAAGCUGAAGUAAGAUCAGGUUCAAGGCCAAAAGGUUCAAGGCCAGCUUGGGCUACAUAAUACCUCGUCUGAAAAAAAAAAUCCUUCUUGAGACGAGAUGGCAUUUCUCUUAUUUAGAGUCUAUAGCUGAGAGUGCAGGUUAGCACUCAGUAUAUGACAAGUAUCAGGAAACCUCCAAAACCCAGUGGUUCCUCCUUAGGUGGUCACCCAGGACACUGCAGGUGGAACGCUCUGGGCUUCCAUCUCUGUGGCUCAGGUGGCCACUCCAGCAGCAGGCAGCUUCCCUGUUUCCAGGGAGGGAGCCCAGGCUUUAUAGAUGCACAAAUCCCACAGAUCUCCACUGCCAAGAUCACAGACACCCCCAGCCCCAGGCAGAUGGGCCUCAGUGGCAGGUCCGCAGCUGUGUGUGUAAGAGAGAGGCAGGCUGGGCACGAUGGCACACACCUGUCAUUCCAGCACUUGGGA
Octodon degus (degu) is the source of this 3307-nucleotide messenger RNA. It is a transcript of the gene Noa1, whose product is annotated as nitric oxide associated 1. The record is from RefSeq and is a predicted model, not a curated record. Bases 117 to 2165 code for a protein of 682 amino acids. Gene Ontology annotation, molecular function: GTP binding. The transcript has 7 exons. Lineage: Eukaryota; Metazoa; Chordata; Mammalia; Rodentia; Octodontidae.